AUGGUUCAGUGUCCUCGUGAAGAACGCCAUGAUGUCACUGCAUCGAGCGAAUAUAUUAAUCUUAAUCAAAAGGCUGGACGAAAACUAUUUUCUGCCUGUCACCAAACAAGAGAUGGAAAUUCGAUCGAGAUUCGACAAGCUAAUCGAAACCUGAUUGAUGACACAUAUGACAAGAAUGACAUGGCAAUAUUUGUUCUUUCAUUAUUUCUCAGGUCGUCUUCAAAGGCAUAUACUGCAAUACUGAUGUCCUGUUUGUCCUGCAUUAUUAUUACAGUAUUUGUCAUUGGUUUUACCAAAAGAAUGUUGAUUUGUCGAAUAUGGGUACCGUAUAACUACUCGUCUACAAGUUUGUACAUAGUUACGAGCAUGUAUGAAGGCAUGGGUGCCUGUUAUGGUAUUUCGGCAUCAAGUGCUUGCGAAUGCCUCUACACCGGGCUAUUACUGCACAUUUGCUGCCAAUUCGAGAUCCUCGAACAUCGUUUCAGAUCUCUGAACUCGAAUCCGAUUUACACGGCGAACCAUUGUGCUUCUCAUCAUCAUCUCAUAUACAAAUACGCAGAAGCUGUUAACGAGGAGUUCAGGGGAAUCAUGUCGUUUCAAUUUUUCAGCAGUAUGUCGAUACUAUGUCUUACCAUUUACCAUUUGGCUUAUGCAGAAAAUUCUGCAGCGUUCAUGGCGACAGGGUUAUACAUGACGUGCGUGCUUUGCCAGAUGUUUUAUUACUGUUUUUACGGCGAUAUGGUUAAGACAAAGAGUAUCGAAUUUAUUGACAAACUAUUCCAAAGCGGGUGGGCAUCGUGGAAUGGCAGCUCCAAGAUGGUUCUCCUAAUGGUUAUGCGACGUUCGAGAACACCUAUCGAAUUUACCAGCAUGCACAUUGUUACCUUAAAUCUCGAGUCUUUUAUGUCGCUGCUGAGAACGUCUUACUCCGCGUUUAACCUCAUGUCGAGUACUCGAUAA
This is a messenger RNA of Megachile rotundata (alfalfa leafcutting bee), 960 nucleotides long. RefSeq names its product odorant receptor 10-like. Gene Ontology annotation, molecular function: odorant binding; olfactory receptor activity. The record is from RefSeq and is a predicted model, not a curated record. Gene Ontology annotation, biological process: detection of chemical stimulus involved in sensory perception of smell; sensory perception of smell. Gene Ontology annotation, cellular component: plasma membrane. Lineage: Eukaryota; Metazoa; Arthropoda; Insecta; Hymenoptera; Megachilidae.